AUGCCGGGUCUCCGGCAAGCGUUGUUGAUUCAAGGGAAGCCCAUCUUCAAGAGGGCUCCCCCCGCCGUCUUCUCCGGCGAGGAGAAACAGCCCUCCGGCGGCCGCCGCCGUCUUCUCCGGCGAGAAACACCACCUCUCCUAGUCGGCGCCCGGAAGAUCCGCGUCCUCUGCUGCGACCCCGACGCUACUGACGACUCCUCCGGGGACGAAGACGACGACGAAAUGGCGGCGCCACCCCUCUCCGCCGCUGGCAGCAGAAAGAAGCUCCUGAUCAGCGAGAUCCACAUGUUCCCUUCCCGGAGCAGAAAGAAGCUCCCCAAGGCUGAAGCUCCCUCGCCGCCUUCCACCGGCGGCGGCGCCGCUGCGGUGCCCAGAUACAGAGGCGUUCGUCAGCGCCGGUGGGGGAAGUGGGCGGCGGAGAUAAGGGACCCCAUCAAGGGAGCUCGCGUCUGGUUGGGUACCUACGACACCGCCGAGCAGGCUGCCAUGGCCUAUCAGAGAGCUGCCGAUCGCAUCAACGCUGAGAGGAGCCUCUCCUCUUCUUCCUCUUCUUCCGCCGUCGCCACCGGCGGCGCCGCCGUUGACUCCGGCGACUCCGACGCGCCGCCGCCGCCGCCUUCCGUCUCUGAGCUCGUCGUUCCCAUGUUGGCGGCGGAGGAGCUGCUCGGGUCUCCGCUGGGUCUGGAGCUGGACCUCGUCGACCCGUUCCUCUUGGGCGAGUUCGGGUCGGGUCAAGAGGACGACUUCGUCGUCGGCCUGGGACACGUGGACGACCUGGAUUUCGACGCCUUCGACCCCGCCUCUCUCGACUGGGUAGACGUCUGA
This is a messenger RNA of Spirodela intermedia, 825 nucleotides long. NCBI's taxonomy places the organism in Eukaryota, Viridiplantae, Streptophyta, Magnoliopsida, Alismatales, Araceae. The record is from the annotation of a GenBank genome assembly.